Didymella exigua CBS 183.55 is the source of this 1239-nucleotide messenger RNA. Its product is annotated as lipoic acid synthetase precursor. Gene Ontology annotation, molecular function: lipoate synthase activity; 4 iron, 4 sulfur cluster binding. The transcript has 2 exons. The record is from RefSeq and is a predicted model, not a curated record. Gene Ontology annotation, cellular component: mitochondrion. The coding region runs from base 1 to 1239 and encodes 412 amino acids. NCBI's taxonomy places the organism in Eukaryota, Fungi, Ascomycota, Dothideomycetes, Pleosporales, Didymellaceae. Gene Ontology annotation, biological process: lipoate biosynthetic process.
AUGGCUGCCUCGAUACCCCGCUCACGCUGUCUCUUCGCUGCACCUGCACGCCAGGGUCCUACUCUACGCGCAGCAUCACGAUGCGCCCGAACUUUUGCCACGACCUCAGACAACCCCCCAGCAGCGCCGACGUCGUCGAAGUCGCAGAGGGCGCCGACAUCGUUCAGCGACACUCUCAAUUCGGGUCCCUCUUUCAACGACUUCGUCAAUCCCAACGCGCCAUUAUCAUCCGCCGAGGCAUAUGAGAUCAAGACUGCAACGGUUGGCCCUGAGGGCCGCAAGAAGACCAUCACCCGCUUGCCCGAAUGGCUCAAGACGCCGAUCCCCGUGAACCAGAACUACAAGAAGAUCAAGAAGGAUCUCCGUGGCCUGAAUCUCCACACCGUCUGCGAGGAAGCGAAAUGCCCCAACAUUUCCGACUGCUGGGGAGGUAGCGACAAGAGCGCGGCGACAGCAACCAUCAUGUUGAUGGGUGACACCUGCACACGUGGAUGCCGUUUCUGCUCUGUCAAGACGUCGAAAGCUCCUCCGCCGCUGGACCCUCACGAGCCGGAGAACACCGCUGAGGCGCUGAAACGAUGGGGCCUGGGCUAUGUGGUCCUGACAUCUGUAGAUCGUGACGAUCUUGCCGAUGGCGGAGCGCGACAUUUCGCUGAGACAAUCAUGAAGAUCAAGCAAAAGGCGCCUGCAAUGCUUGUCGAGGCAUUGACGGGUGACUAUGCCGGAGACUUGGACAUGGUCAAGAAGGUGGCUCUGAGCGGGCUCGACGUCUACGCCCACAAUGUCGAAACCACAGAGGCCCUCACACCUUUUGUUCGCGACAGGAGGGCCAAGUUCAGGCAGUCGCUCGACGUGUUGCGCACUGCGAAGGAGGCACAGCCGGCGCUCAUCACCAAGACAAGUAUCAUGCUGGGUCUAGGCGAGACCGAAGAGCAACUCUGGGCGACUCUGAGAGAACUUCGCAAGAACAACGUCGACGUCGUCACCUUCGGCCAGUACAUGCGACCAACGAAGCGCCACAUGGCCGUUCACGAAUACGUUACACCCGACAAGUUCGAGCUGUGGCGGCAGCGAGCUCUUGACCUGGGCUUCCUGUACUGCGCAUCCGGCCCGCUCGUACGAUCUAGCUACAAGGCAGGAGAGGCUUUCAUCGAGAACGUGCUGAAGAAGAGGAGGCUAGGAGGUACAGGCAACGGCGAGGCUCCUGCAACUCAGGCGACCGAGAGCCAGACAUUGUGA